This is a messenger RNA of Macrosteles quadrilineatus (aster leafhopper), 2342 nucleotides long. Its product is annotated as cylicin-2-like. NCBI's taxonomy places the organism in Eukaryota, Metazoa, Arthropoda, Insecta, Hemiptera, Cicadellidae. The transcript has 4 exons. The record is from RefSeq and is a predicted model, not a curated record. Bases 216 to 1523 code for a protein of 435 amino acids. Gene Ontology annotation, biological process: regulation of transcription by RNA polymerase II. Gene Ontology annotation, cellular component: nucleus; NuA4 histone acetyltransferase complex.
AAUUGGUUUAAGGUUAAUUGUAGCGGCAUUGGAAACAAUUAUAAGCGGCAAGGCAACGAUUCAGAAUUGGGAAUAGAAGUCGAGGCCCCAGAUCAAGUUUUUUCUUCAGUAAAGUUUAGUACAACUAUUUUAUUCGGUUAUUCUUAAUAUAGAUUCUCAAUCAAAGGUAGCCUAGCCUUGUCUUGCUGUGUACCUACUACCUACGCCUAUUUUGGAUGAUGGGCACAUCAACAAAUAAUGCACAAAUUCUAGAUAUGGACAACAAAGAGGAAUGUUCUGAAAAGUCAAAUGACGAGGAAAUAGAAGAUUUAGAGUGGUCUCCAGAUCAAGAAAUUCUCCUUUUAUAUUCACUUCAUGGAUUGAAACCUGUUGGUCCUCAUAAACAUUUCCGCAUGAUAAAGAUUCAUGAGCGUCUUUCAAGUGCAAUGAACAAAAGAAUUUCUCCAUCUAUCAUUUGGAAGAAACUUAACUGUUGGUAUGACAUGGAAGCAUUGGAUGAAGCUGAGGCAGAAGCAGAUGCAGCCAGUGCGGUUGAAGUAGACUUUGAGCUACCACUAGAUGAAUACAGUGAACUGAUCGAGCAAAAGCUGAGAGAACUCCCCCCAACAAUACGUAGGCAAAACACUGAACCAGAGGCUAAUAUGGAAAACAUAGUGGAACUACAGAAAGAUAAUCAGGCAGAGUCGGAUACUUCAUCUCAAGACCAAAAAUUGGGUUUGUCUGAUGGAGAGAGUAGUAAAGAAUCAGAUUCUUCUAAAGGAAUUACAACCCCUAAAAAUACUGGAAAAGAAAUACCUAAAAGAGGUUCCAAGAGAACUUUGACUCCUGUUAAAGAUAACACACCUCAAAAAAAAGAUAGUUCUAAAGAAUCUGGCAAAAAAGAUACUUUGAAGAAAGAAGAUUCAAAGAAAGGCCAGGUAAGAGACGAAGAGAAAAUAGAAGCUGUCAGAAAGUCAGUUUUGGAUAGUAAAAAAGAUCUCAAAAAAGAGGACGGUAAUAAGUUAAAUAAAAAGGACUCAUUGACCAAAAAACUCCCGGAGCAAACAAAAAAAGAAGUCGAGGCUAAGAAAUCAGACCAGAAAAAAACUUUAGACACUUCAAAAAAUCAAAGGGAAACUCCAAAGCCACUGCGGAGUGAUUCCGCAAAAAGGGGUGAGACUAAAAUAACUCGUUCAGAAACACCUAAGCAGAAAGUAGAUUUGAAAAAAGAAGUUAAUUCAGACAAGAAGAAAGAAAUGGAAAAGAAAACUGAAGGAAAAUCUCCAGAAAAGACACCUGAAUCUUCCAGAACAGGAAAGUUAAGAGGUAGAAAGGACGUGGACUCUGAAAAGCUGGAAACUCCAACAGGAACAAAGCGAACAAAAGAGUCUAUGUCAAAGUCCACUGAAUCGUUAACAGACGAACCUCCUAAGAAAACAAAAAUGCCAGCAGUCAAGGGCAGACCCACUCGUAAUUCGAUGGAACCACAAAAGCCUGCGAGCCCUGCACCUUCCCCUCAGAAGAGAAGAACCAGAAUGUUGUAAGACAUGUAACCGUUGUCGCAUCACACCUUUGAUAAAGCCAUCAAAGAGUAAACAGUAGAAACCCUCACCACCAUGGGACCAAGUCCAUGGCCGGAAACCAACCUAACUUAUAAAAACAAUAAUUUUUACUUAAUGAUAAUAAUUUGGAAUCAAUAAAUGUAGUUGUAAGUGUCAGAGACUAACCAUCACAAGAAGACUUCUCAUCCCAUUGUAAAUUUUGAAGCUAGUUUUUCUUGUCUAGUUUAUGUCUGUUGACACCAGUAGCAUAGCAACAGUGGAACAGUUGCUUCAGGGCGGCAAGCACUAGGGGGCGGGGGCGGCGCCAGGCUAGAAUUUUUUGUGUGCUAAUAAUGAACUAUGAAUUCGGUUAAAAAUAUUUGUACAAAGUAUGCGGGUGGUGAUGUGGUAAGUUUUAAACGGAGAGUUGAGUUAACCCUCCCAGUGUUACUUGACGAAAAUUCGACAAGCAGCACACUUUGUGUAGUGUUACUUGUCGAUUUUUCGACACGCAGACAUCGUUUACGGCGAAGGCUCUAUGACUGACUGAAUCGGAUUGAACUGGAUCGAGUUAGGUAUCGUUCUUUCCGUAAUAUUCUAAGCAAGCGCUAUUCAUUUUAGUUCCGAAAAUAUUGUAGCAGACAGCUGACGUGCGUGUAUUUGUAAACAGCUAGGCUCCCCCGGACCGAUGACUGAUGUGUUUUAUUACGUUUAUCAUUGUUUUAGUGUUAAAAAUCAAAAGUAGUGAUAUACGUGGUGCAUUAUAAGAAGAUUUAAGUGGUUUUGAAGUGCUGGUUGAUGAUCCUGAAGAAGUAGGUAGUG